UCGAAAAUCUGAAAAAUGUUUCCUGAGCCGCUUUAUUGUUAAUUUUGAAAAACAAAAAAUAAAAGCUUUGAUCAGGCACAAGAUUAUCCAUUAAUAAAAUUAAUGAUUCUUGUCCCAUUGACUUAAGAAGAAUCUCCAGGGACUUGUGAUGAUCACCGUAAGGAACUUCUGGAGAAACGGGCUCCACACAAACAGCAAUAACUUUUACAAUUAGUAAUUGGGGGAGAUGUACGGUACCAUAGACAGGGCUAAUUUGUUGGGGCGGCAACCCUUGGUCGGGAAAAACCCGAGUCACUCCGGUAACGUGGAACCGGAUAUCAUGGCAAUGUCCGAUAACUCUCCUUUCUGAAGUAGUGAAGACUCUUGAAGCCCUCCUACUCCCACUCUACACGAAACAUCUGAACCCAGCCACACAUCAGCAUAGCUUCCGGUGGGUGGACAGUACCACCACAGCACUCACCGUCAUAACACUCAGAUAAACCGCGGGCUCCACCAAAACCGCUCUGCGAGAGAACUGUCUUAUUUUAUUAUGGUGUUAUUAUGAGGUCUGAGUACAACAUUCUAAAUAUUGUUAUUAAACGCGAUAUCAAAGCUGGGAAAAAGUCAAUUGCAGUUCUAUUUUACAUUGUUAUAAAGCGGAAUUUUCUUAAAUAUCUUCCGCUAGUCGAACAAUCUGUUCCUUGAAGCUGGCAAUUGGGCUCAAUAUUUCGAGUGAUGCAUUAACUUAGUUUCGAUUACAACUAUUAUGUAUGUAUCAAACCCGAAAGGGGUAGGUGUAACCGUGUGUCGAAGUAUAAUAGUAAUAGAUUGAGGUGUUUUUUCGUGCAAACUAUGUGGCAAAAUAAUAUCGUUAAUAAGCAAAUAAAGCUUCAGCUGAAAAAGUUACAUUCAAGGUUUGAAAGUCCUUUUCAGUAUUUAAAUAUGUGUGUGCCGUUAGAAUUGUUCUCCUCGUUUGAUGUAUCGCGAGAAUUUUGAAGAUUAACUAAUACGCCAGAUUUAUACCGAGGACGAGUACGUAUACUCAAAGAAGCUUAUAAAACGAUUUGAGAAGCUGCUGAUAAUUGGUUUUCAGAUGAAAACAGCGGAAGCUGUCGUUAAAUUUUUCAGUGGAAAUGACAGAUUUUUUAAUCUGAAAAGAGUAGUUUGUUAAAUAUAUACAUAUGAUUAUAUGUAUAUACGUAGCUAUUAAAAAAUACAACUAAACCUCAAGAAAAUAGUGUUUUUAUCCUGAUAAAUAAUAUUAGCUAAAUCCGCUAGUAAAGGACCGAAAAGAUGCCACUGUUUGGCAAAAAAGAUUCAAGCAAGAAGAUGAAAAAGGAAAACAAAGACCUUAAUAAGCAAACAUCUAUAGAGGAAAAAUAUAACCUCCAUGGAUUGCUUGGGACUGGAGCAUUUUCUGAAGUGCGGCUGGCUGAAAGCAAAGAAAAUCCCGGAGAACAUUUUGCAGUUAAAAUUAUCGAUAAGAAAGCGCUGAAAGGGAAGGAAGAAUCACUUGAAAAUGAAAUUCGGGUACUUAGGCGGUUCAGUGCCAAUGAUCCCGAUAACGGACCUCGGUUAACGCAUCCCAACAUCGUACAACUCUUGGAGACAUUUGAAGACAAAUCGAAAGUUUAUUUGGUAAUGGAAUUAGUAACUGGUGGUGAACUAUUUGAUCGCAUUGUUGAAAAAGGCUCAUAUACCGAAAAAGAUGCGUCCGGUCUUAUAAGACAAAUUUUAGAAGCUGUCGACUAUAUGCAUGAGCAAGGUGUCGUCCACAGAGAUCUGAAGCCAGAAAAUCUUCUUUACUAUAGCCCAGAUGACGGUAGUAAAAUAAUGAUAAGUGAUUUCGGGUUGUCAAAAAUGGAAGAUUCUGGUAUUAUGGCUACAGCAUGUGGCACACCUGGUUACGUGGCACCAGAAGUUUUGGCACAAAAGCCGUAUGGAAAAGCAGUGGAUGUGUGGAGCAUAGGAGUUAUAUCAUAUAUAUUACUCUGUGGUUAUCCGCCGUUUUACGAUGAAAAUGACGCCAACUUAUUUGCUCAAAUUUUAAGAGGUGAAUUCGAGUUUGAUUCGCCGUAUUGGGACGAAAUAAGCGAAUCGGCAAAACAUUUUAUACAAAAUUUAAUGUGCGUUAAUGUAGAAAAACGUUACACCUGCAAACAAGCUUUGGCACAUCCUUGGAUUUCCGGUAAUGCUGCGAGCAGUAAAAAUAUUCAUGGCACAGUCUCAGAGCAACUUAAGAAGAACUUCGCUAAGUCACGCUGGAAGCAAGCAUACUAUGCCGCCACCGUCAUUCGACAAAUGCAACGUAUGGCGUUAAGUAGUAACAGUAGUAAAAGUAAUCUAAUACCAACGGAGAGUAGACAAGUAGGCAGUAGUAGUUGUGUGAGUCCUGCAUUAAGUGAAACUCUUAGCAGCUGUAACGCCGAGGGGGUAGGCUGUACAAAUACCACUAACACAACCAAUAUCAGCUGCUGUUUGAAGUCGGGUCAACCGACGAUGGCCCCAAAUGAAAACAAACUAGCCACCAUAGCAGGAAUGGAUGACCAACAAACGAAAAAAGAUUAUGACAAAGUUAUGAAUCGGCCCAGCUGUAGUAAAGGCAGCUCGCCUGCUUGUGUAAAUGGUAGAGAACAAAACAAGAAAACUUGAAUGAAUGUAUCUGAAAUAAACAAAACAGCUCUAUUAAUGUAAAGGAAAUUUCAAAAUUCAUGAUUGUAUAAUAGUGUAGAAAGAUAAGCGUUUCUUUACUCACUGAAAAUUUUUCAAUAAAUAGCGAGCUGUUGCGGAAAAGUUGUCAGUAUAAAGUCGUUACAACGACUUUGAGGAUUAUUUAUUGUCGACGUAAAUACAUUCGAAAAAGUAUAUCAAAACACAGUUUACUAUGUCAAUCAAUACAUGAAGGAUAUGCUUGAUGUCAUCGAGUCUGUAAGGCAAUGAGACUAUACAAACAGACUCGAAGAGGACACUAGGUUGUCACACCUGUCGCUUACGGAAGUUCAAAAAAAUCGUGAGUACUCAACUUUUUCUAAACUCAUUUUGAAGUUGAUAUCACAAUAUUUGAAUGUUAACAACAAAAUCAUUAAGAAAGAGCACCAAUUUCUGUCAUUUUUUUGUAGUGUGGAUACUAUUUUUGUCAAUAAUUACUGAGCAGUUCACGUUUGUGCCGAAAAAACAGGUUUUUUACUCAAAAAUUCAUUACUCAAAAACAACUGAUUUUAGCAACUGGGCAUUCAACUCAAUAGAAGUUGGAGGUGUCCUCAUGGCUUAACAAAAGUCAAAAAAAAAUACACUUUUUGAAAUAUUGAAUUUCGAAAAAAUUUCGCACUUUUUGGUUUUUGCAAAAUAAAAAAUUUUCAACUACCUUUUUGCUUUUAUUUGUACAUGAAGUCGAUCGUGCACGAUCGUCAACGAUCAUGUUGAACCCAGAAUCAUUAAAAUCGGUUAUUUUUUGACUAAGUUAUGAGCAAUUAAAAAAAUGUUUCUUAUAUAAUUAAAAAAAUCGAUUUUGAGCCGAAAAACAAGAUUGCUGAUAAAUCUUGAAAAAAAAAUUUUCGGGCGAACAAAAAAUACGUGUCUCAUUAUUUUGACUAGAGAGCAACAUAUUUGAGUUACAUCGAAAUCGAAGAACAUGUCAUCAUCACAAUGUUUCGCGUAGAUACGGAGUGAUAUAUUAGUGAGGGUGAUGUUUUCUUGGCAGCGUAUUCAUUCCCGGCAUCUUCCCGUAUUCAUGGGAAUCCGCAAAAGUUUAAUAUUGAAGGAAGGGGUUUUAGUAGCGACUUUUAUCGUAUCGCGCAAAGAGAAUUCUCUAGGUCAUGAACAUAGCUCUAUAUGUUUCAUAUUCAAGUAUACCUUUAACAAUGGUGCAAGCAUCACCACCCUCUAUACCAUUACUUGUAAUACUGCGCCAAGCAUUUGUUUGUUGCAGGGUUCCCUUGAGAUAUCGAACUUUGCAUUUGACCACGUUAACGUGCAUUGUACAAUACAAUACACUACAAUAUCGUGCAUUGUAGCGUCACCUCGCAACACGAUAGCGCGCAGACCACGAGUUUUCUGGCUGAGCGAUAUGUUACAAAUGAAAAAUUAUGCUUUCAAAUAUCCAGCCAACAAAACUUUAGCAAGCUAGAUUUUCGAAUAGGUAACAGCUCGUCGAACUUUCUAUCACUGCAAAUACGCAAAUAUCCAAAUAGCAUGUAAACAAAGAACGCUUCGGGGAGAAUCGAUUAAUUUUAUGCAGUGAAUUUCGUUGUUGGAAACGGUACAAAAUAUUACCAAUCAACCAGAUAACCUGGGUGAAUACCCUACUCCUUUUGUUAUCUAAAGGAUUUUCCAAUAACAGGUGUUAUUUAAAUAUAUAAAAGGCUAUCGAGAGAUUAUUAACGAUUUAUUAUGGUCGGAAUUGGAGGGUAUUGAUCUGGACAACGUUUAUUUUCAACUAGACGGCGCUACGUGCCACACAAGCAACGAAACCAUUGAUCUUUACCGGAAAAGUUUCCGGACCGUGUUAUCUCUGGAAGAGAUGAUCACAAUUGGCCACCGAGAUCUUGUGAUUUAACACCCUGUGACUUUUUUCUUUGGGGCCACGUGAAAGAGAAGGACACCUGGUUGAGGCUGAGCCGCCUCUCAGGCACGGCAGGAGGCACCUCAUCAAUUACGCUGACGAGAUCAAAGACAAAACAGAUCGACAAUUACUGGACCAGACAGUGUACACACAGUCUAUAACCGACAUUCAUGGGGGACACUUACCAUCAAACCCACUCAUCUAACACCCCUCUCCAUCUGGACCCAACUUGUCGAAACAGCAAGUUUCCUGGGUCUACCGUUAAAUGAGCUAGACGAAGACGGCCGGUGAUCUACACCACACUGGCAGGGUUAAGUAUACUGCUACAACAACAAUAACAACAACAAAACCUUUCAAAGUAGUCUUAACAGCUGGUUGCCAAUUUUGCAGCUUAUCUGCCAUAUGUGAAUGGGUGUGGAUUUAGUGCUAAUCACUGCAUAUGUGAACGUACUUUUAGACUUUAAUGUUAAUAUAGGGUUUUCCAAUAAGGAGUGUUAUUUUGAUAUUCAAAGAAAAAUACUAUUUUUUAAUAAAUAUAAAUGAUCGGAUGUUUAUUUCAUUAUAAAGAGGAAGGUAUGCCGUUAAUAGUGGAAAAUAACAUCAGGCAAAUGACCACCACGACCACGCUUGCAGGACAAUAUCCUUUUCAUGAAAAUUUCCAUAACUGAAUUGCAAAGUGGCUGCCCUGUAUCCUCGAUAGCCUCACAACUUUUCCGCAACAGCUCGCUAUUUAGUGAAAAUUUUUCAGUGAAUAAACAAACGCUUAUCUUUGUACACUAUUAUACAAUCUUGACUUUUGAAAUUUCCUUUACAUUAAGGGGUAACACCACUGUAGAAAUUUCAAAAAAUUGAUUUUUUUUUUAUAAGCUUAAAAAAUUCUUUGAACCUUUUAAAAUACAGAACAAAAAGUUUUAUAUGUUACCGAAGUUUAUUUCAUAAAUAUUUUAAGCCUUUAAGCAAGCGUUAGUGACUGCUACCUAACAAUUUCUCCAAAUUUCCAAACUUUAAACGCAUUUUUCUCAAAACACGUUUUCUGAAAUUGGCACACAGCAUAACUCAAACAAUUUUAAAUAUUUUUAAUCAGGUUUUUCACUACGUCUAUAAUAACCUUCUUGAGAGAAGAGCGUAGGGUAUUUUCGAUAGAUUUAUUUAAACGAUUGUUAUAAUUAUUUAAAAGCCGUUUUUUUAGACCAAAAUAGAGUUUUUUCCUUCAAAUGCUUGCUAAUUCCACAAAAAUAAAUAUUUUUUAAAUCCCCUACGUGUUUCUCUAGCUAUUCUUAUCUAGAUUAAGAAAAAAAAAUUUCCUUGUUCCAGAUUAAAAUUUGCACCCUCUGUGAUGCGUGCCGCGGAGCUCCUUCAAGAGAAACCACAUUACAAAAAUGUCUCCAAUGCCGCCAUUUUGUAAAAUUUUUCGAUCAAACUUUGUAGUUUUGUAUUUUAGUAUAUAAGUAAUAACUUCCCAAAUCAGAGUGAUUGUUUUCCCUUUCUUUCUACACAAAAAAAUUCUUUUAAAAUCGUGUUUAUUUUACGCGUGUAGAGUGGUGUUACCCCUUAAUAGAGCUGUUUUGUUUAUUUCAGAUACAUUCAUUAAAGUUUUCCUGAAAUUUAAACAACUUUUUUCGGUGAGCUAUUUCUCGUAGUUCAGGAACUAUUUCCUUUUAUAUAGCGUUGAUAUUUCUUUUCAUUAAACUGAAUAAACAAUUUUUUUUUUUAUUGAAACGUUAUAAAUAUUUAAAUGCAUUUCAUUCUAUUACACCUAGUUCACAACUAUCAAGUUAUAUUAGUUUAUAAAAUUCGACAUUAUUUACAGGAAAUACGUAUAUAACUGGAAGACAGCUGACAGAAAUUUACAUAUAUUUGUCAGUCAUCAAAAUUUCUGGAACAAGAUCAUUUGGUUUUUUUCGUUAAGUCUCCGGCAUUGGUCAUCUAAAUUGGCAAGUCGCCGAGCCUCCGGGUUAGUAUGUUUUUCGAGCCUUUCGGCAUGAGCUACAGCGUAAUGUUUGACAACUUCUGAUACUAAUGACAUCUUGAGGUCACAAUGUAAAUCAGUGUUCCUCACAUACCAUUGUGCGUUUACUGCGUUCUUUAGAAACUUUUUUUGAAAUCGUUGUAUUUUUUCAAUAUGAGUUGGUUUGGCACAGCCCCAUAGCUGUAUACCAUAAGUCCACACAGGUUUAAAUACUUGUUUAUAAAUUAAAAGUUUGUUUUGUAUGGAAAGAGGAGACCUUCUUCCAGUAAGCCAGUUUAAUUUUUGCAUUUUGAGGUUUAAUUCCACGUGUUUUAUUUUAACGUGCUCUUUCCAGCAUAGUUUGGCAUCAAGCAUCAUCCCUAAGUACUUCGCGUUUUGGAGUAAGGAAUUUUCGUGCCAGAAAUAUAAACAGGAUAAUGUUGAAUUUUUUUGUUUGUAAAAUCCACAUGAAGUGACUUGCUUCAUUAAGUUUUAUACGCCACUUUGUAGUCUAUUCGGUGAUUUUGUUAACAUCUUCCUGAAGUUUGAGAGUGGACUGUGUCUUAUCGUCUCCAAUUGUUGAAAUGCACGUAUCGUCAGCAAAGGUAGCUAUAGUGCUAGUUUCCACGACAGUCGGUUCUACGUUACCGAAACGACCCGGAUUUAUAUCCGGCCAAGGACUGUCACUCCAGCAGCAUUCCCCGUAUGUAGGUAGGGGGAAUGUUUAUGCUGCUACAACAACAACAUAGUGCUAGUCUCAGAGACCGGUAGGUCAGAUGUGAAAAGCACGUAAAGUAUAGGGCCAAGGAUACUGCCUUGUGGAACCCCGGCUUUAAUUCGCUUUAGGCUUGAGAAAGAGCUAUCGCACUUGAUCCUGAAAUAUCUGUCAUUUAGAUACGAAGUAAAUAGGUCCGAAAACUCCCUUGGAAGCAAGAUUUUAAUUUUAUGGAGUAGUGCCAUACUUUGUCGAAGGCCUGAGCAACAUCGAGAAAUAUGGAAGAGCACACUUUUUUCUUUUCGAUUGCUUCUUCUAUCACAUUUGUGAUUCUAUGCACUUGUUCGAUUGUUGAGUGCUUUGCUCGAAAUUCGAAUUCAAUCAAAGGCUUUAACCGCUGCAGAAUUAGUUAUUCGAGUAGUUUGGACAUUAUAGGUAGCAAGGAGAUCGGACGGUAUGAUGACACUUAGUGGGGACUUUUGCCAGAUUUUGGUAUCAUCAGCGGUGAUAAGAUCGCCGAUCUCUGCAGGCGAAGACAAACAGAACUGAUUUUCAGCUUGAUGAAUAUCUGUAAGCAAUGGUGCAUGAUGAGCCCACAAGCCAUUGGAUUUUUUAAUUGGAGGGUUUUGUAUAGUUGGUGUUUUCUGGUAUUUUGUAGAUUUCCAUAGGGAGCAGUCAGUACUUUUUUCCCCUGUUAGUUUCUGUAUAUAAUGAUUGAAGGAUACAUUUUUCAGUUUAUUCAUUUCUUCUCUUAAAUAUUGAGUAAUUUUAUUUAACAAAGUUUUUAGCGAUGGUUGUCGGGUUCGUAGCCACUUUGGAUAGCGAAGUCCAGCUUGUUUUGCUGUUUGAGUUGGUGUGCUAUACCAUGCGGCAUUUUGGAUUUUUUGGGUAAGCAAUAAUACUUCUUCAUCAAUUUCAUUAUGUAACGAGAGUGUAUUUUGUUUUUCAACGUUUUGAUUAAGCGUAUAUUUGAAAUACUCCCAAUCAGUAAACUUGUUGGUCAGAGUAGGCGCUCGUUGUUUAAGUUCAAUGCCUUCACUUAGUUUUAAAUAUACGGGUGAAUGAUCUGAAUUAAGGUUUGUUCCUUCAUAUACUAGCAAGGAUUUUUUGCAAAUUUUUCUUACAAUGAAGAAGUCAAUUAGAUGUGGAGUUUUAUUUUGGUCUGUUGGCCAAUAAGAAGGUUUGCCGGUAAAGAUAAAUUCACAGCCAGUUUCUCUUGCACCUUUAUAGAGUUCACGACCUUUAGUUGUUGUGAGUCUCGAGCCCCAAUGAACGUGUUUUGCAUUGAAGUCUCCUUCUAUUAUGAGUCUCCCCAUAUGCUUUUGAAGUAGUUGUUUAUACUGCUCUGAUUUGAUAUUAUGUCUUGGGGGACUAUAUACCGCAGUUAAGCAUAUUUCGUUCGUUUCGACAUUUAUUGCUAUGCUGGUGGAUUGAAAUUCUUCAAAGCAAACUUUUUCUUUUUCAAUAUGUCGUAUACUAUUUUUAACCAGAAUUUCACUUCCUCCUCUGGCGUUGUUUAAAGGGUGAUGUGUAUAAUAAGUGCUGUAAAUUUUCAUUUUUGCAUAUUUGUGGGUUGUUAAGUGAGUUUCUGAUAUAAGACACACAUUUACUUUUUCUAUUUGAAGAACUAGUUCAAAUUCAUUCAAAUGUUAUGUUAGUCCGUUCGCAUUCCAUGUUAUAAUUCAAAGUGAUUUCUCCAUUCUUAUAAAUUUUUAUUUGCGAGCUUUUCGAGUCGAUCCAGACGUUUUUCCAGAGAUUUAUAAAAAGUUUCUUGCUGGUUUAAGAGCGAAUAAAUUUGGGAAAGUAUAUCAUUACUAUUGUUUCCAUUGUUUCGAGAUUUGGGUAUAUUUUCUCUUGCAAUAUCUGCAUAUGUUUUUGUUUGUGCUGUUUGGACUUCAGAGCUGCGUCUAUUUUCAGUGUAUUUAACAAAAUCAUUUCCACGGCUAGCUGAAGGAAAUGAUAGCUUAGUUGGAGCUAUUUUUGUCUUACCGUCUCUUAUCUUUUGUAGUUCCUUUGCUACCAGGCAUCCUCUGUAGUUUGCCGGAUGUUCCUCCCCACAAUUACAGCACUCGAGGUGGCUUGCAACAAUAGUUCUUUGUGUGCCCGUAAGAUUGCCAAGUUUUGCAUUGGGGUAUAUUCUAUAUGGCUUAAGAGGCUUAAUUUUGACAAUCGAACCCAAGAUUUUUGUAAUUUCGUAAAUUUUUUUAAUAUCCUCCUCACAUUUAAAGGAUAGUAUAAACAUGUUUAAUGGCUCUUUGGUUUUCCACUUUAGUUUAUUUAUUGCAUUUGUUAUUUCAGACCCCUGUUCUUUAAGAUCUGAUAUUAUAGAUACUGGGUCACAUGUGUGGUGUAGUUUCUUUACUAUAACUUUAAUUUCUCUUGUUUGUUUAUUUUCAAAGGAGUAAUACGGCAUAUUUGCCGUAGUUAAAAACGAUGUUACUUUUCGAUAAUCCAAGCUUUUAGUUAGAUUGAGUUUAAGAACGUUAUUGUUUUCAAGUUUGAUAGAAAAAUAAUUUUCACUUGGUUUUUAAUAUCAUUACACAAUUUCUGAUAAUUGACCACACCUGUUAUCAUUAUUGGUGGUGGUCGACGUUCCUUUGGCGCUUAUAUGCAAAGAUUUUAUUUCGUUUUGAUGUGCAGUUUCGGAGAUUGGUAAAGAUGGCAGAAUUUCGGGUGAUGUGUCUGCUUUGCGCUUCUUACUUGGGCGCCUUUUCUUAAGAAUCCAAUCAGUUUCACGUGCUAAUUCCUCGUCGUCGGUAUGAAAUUCUUCAAUUAUUUUGGAUGCACUUGAGCUGGCUCUUGACUUUUACAUAAUUUAAUAUUUUAAUUUUGUAAUUGCUCAAUUCUUUCUAAUUUUUCAUGCAGCUGCCUAUUUAUUAUUUUUUGGUCAGAUAAAUUUUUGAUUUCUGCGACUCCUCCCGGAGGCGGUGAAUGAAACAUACCUCAAUUUGUUGAUAUAUAUUUAUUAUUGCUGUUUUUUAAAUUUUUUUUUAUGAAUCUGGCAACCCUUAAUGUGAAGUGUUAUUGCAGAGGGUUUGUGUUCAGGAUAGUUAAGUUAUUGAACUUUUUCGUUCCUGCAGUUGGUUUAUGUAUAACUGACAACUUUUGGCGCAAACAGCUGAUUUGCAGUAAAUUUAUUGUUCUUUGGUUUAUUUAAGCUUUAUGCUCUUUUUUUUACAAUUGUACACCCGUUUUUAUGAAUAAAUGUUCAUAAUUACUCUACGUCUUGUGGGUCGGCCUGAGGGACAUACGAUACGACAGAUGUGUUGCUGCUGAAUAGCGACGAGCCACUGUUCUGCGCUAGCACAGAUGGUGACAAGUCUUCGGAUGGUUGCGGUUGUAGUUUUUCUACUUUGUUUUGUUCAAUUUUGUCCUGCAACUUAGAGAAGCAAUAAUUGCAAAUUCAGGGUCGACAGGUGUAUUCGGGAACAAUGAUUGCAGUUCCUGCGCCAUACUCCCCACUUUCUUGAAUUGAUUUUUUGUUUUCUCGUAAACAUGUUUUCUAUGAUUGUUUUCAAAAGCUUUGCAUUCUUGUUUUUGAAAAUAUGAGUUGGCUGACAUCUCAAUAUCGAUUACAGCGUGAAUAUGAAAUACAAGCGUUUUCGUCAAUUGAGAAAAAUCCGAUGUACUACAAUGGCUAUUGCAUGAUUUAAUUUUUUUUGAAAUGUUAAAAGAUGUCAAAAAUCAUUGAACAACAAUACGAAAAGUAGAAAAUCUGAUAGAAUCAAAUAAAAGUUAGUAUUAUUGAUGAAAAUAAAUAAAACGCUAAUAUUUGAUGUUUCUUUUCAUAAACCACUUAAUAAACCCUUAAAAAUUGAAUAUUUAUUCAUAAAAACGGGUGCACAAUUGUACAAUACGUGUCUGCAAUUGCAAACAUCUGUUUUACUUCAUUUCUUGCGUAUUUUAUCGAUGGCAAUUCGUAUAAAAAUGCAGAUACGUAAGUGUUUAAAAUUCAUGCAAACCUGCUUAUUAGCAGCAUUGUUUAUUCAAUUUAAUGAAAAUAAAUAUCAACGCUAUAUAAAAUGAAAUAGUUCCUGAACUACGAGAAAUAACUCACCGAAAAAUGUUGUUUAAA
Messenger RNA from Anastrepha ludens (Mexican fruit fly), 11278 nucleotides. Its product is annotated as calcium/calmodulin-dependent protein kinase type 1-like. NCBI's taxonomy places the organism in Eukaryota, Metazoa, Arthropoda, Insecta, Diptera, Tephritidae. Gene Ontology annotation, biological process: protein phosphorylation. Gene Ontology annotation, molecular function: calmodulin binding; calcium/calmodulin-dependent protein kinase activity; ATP binding. Bases 1273 to 2631 code for a protein of 452 amino acids. The transcript has 11 exons. The record is from RefSeq and is a predicted model, not a curated record.